UCCAAAAUGUGGUCCUUAAUGCUCCAAACACUACCCAUCAAAGACCUUCCUCUUUCAGCUUAUCUCCUCCUCUUAAUCCUAGCGCUUCACUUUUGGAAGAGUUCCAAAUUAGGCAAAAGCCAAGUCCUCAAGUCACCCCCAGGGCCAUGGAAGCUGCCUAUUCUAGGAAAUUUGAUUCAGUUGGCUGGUCAUCCACUGCCACACUACCCAUUGAGAGACCUAGCCAAGAAAUAUGGACCCAUUAUGCACCUGAAACUAGGUCAGUCGGAGGCUAUUAUAAUUUCAUCCCGCAAAGCAGCCCUAGAGGUGUUGAAGACGCAUGAGAUCACUUUUGCUCAGAGGCCUCUGGUUUUGCAAGUCGAAACCAUCAACUUCGGCCGAGGAAGCAUUGCCUUUGCUCCUUAUGGAGAUUUCUGGAGAGAGGUGCGCAAGAUUUGUGUUUCCGAAUUAUUAAGCGUUAAGCAUGUGCAGGCAUUUCGGUCCAUAAGAGAAGAAGAGGUAAAGAACUUUGUUGAAUCCAUUUCCUCAUCAUCAGCCAUAAAUUUCAGCGAGGAGAGCUUGCUCUUGACAAACGGCAUAAUAUCGAGGGCAGCAUUUGGAAACAAGUGCAAAUAUCAAAAGGAGUUCCUAGCAGUGCUCGAUGAAGCACUGAAACUCGGUGGAGGGUUUGACAUACCUGAUUUGUUUCCUUCACUUCGGUUUCUUUGUUUCGUUACUGGAACCAUACCCGCGAUGAGAAAGAUGCGAGACAAGAUUGGAGUAGCACUUGACAGUAUCAUCGAUGAUCAUAAGAGGAAAAGAUCAUUGAAGGAUGAUAAACCAGCAGGAGCUGAUCAUGAUGAUGAAGAGGAGGAAGAUCUAGUCGACGUACUUCUAAAACUCCAGGAGUCAAGUAAUAAGCUUGAUUUCAAGUUGACAACUGGUCAAAUCAAAGAUGUCGUUAUGGAAAUCUUCGUGGCGGGGAGUGAGACAUCAGCUACAACCCUCGAAUGGGCGAUGUCGGAGUUGCUGAGAAACCCAAGAGUAAUGAAGAAGGCCCAAUCUGAGGUGCGACAAUCAGUACUCCUUACAAGUGAACGAAAGAAAUCAACAAUAGAAGAUACGACGUCUGACAAUGUUCAUCACAAAUUGGAUUACUUGAGAUCAAUUGUGAAAGAAACCCUGCGGUUGCACCCUCCUACUCCCUUGCUUUCAAGAGAAUCAAGGGAAAGAUGCGAAAUCGAUGGAUAUGAAUUACCUGCGAAGACGAAAGCAAUCAUCAAUGUAUGGGCACUGGCAAGAGAUCCAGAACAAUGGGGGGAUGAUGCUGAUUCCUUUAAGCCAGAGAGGUUCCUCCAUGACUCUAUGACUGCCAAAAUCGACUUCAGAGGGAAUAACUUUGAGCUCUUACCCUUUGGGGCCGGUCGAAGAAUAUGUCCGGGCAUGUCAUUUGCCAAUGCAGUGAUUGAGCUAACUCUUUUCCAAUUGCUCUACCGCUUUGAUUGGGAACUGGCUGAUGGGAUAAAACCAGAUGAACUAGACAUGACUGAGAGUUGGGGAGCAACAUGCAGGAAAAGGGAUGAUUUGUACGUCAUUGCCACCCCUCAUUUCCUUGAUUCAAUGACCAAGUCCUAGAAUAGGAGACGCCUAUAUGGCACAUGAGGUAUGGGUCAGUGUGUUAUAUUGUGUGGGUAACUAUAGCGGUAUAGCCUACUUGAGCCUAUUAUUAGGGUGUUAUGGUGUUUGUUUUUCCUUUUAAGUUGUACGAGUUUUUAUUGAGUUUUUCCUUCAAGUUGUAUGAGUUUUUCC
Molecule: messenger RNA, 1788 nt
Organism: Rosa rugosa (rugosa rose)
Lineage: Eukaryota; Viridiplantae; Streptophyta; Magnoliopsida; Rosales; Rosaceae
Product: desmethyl-deoxy-podophyllotoxin synthase-like
Exons: 2
Coding region: 7-1614 (535 amino acids)
Molecular function (GO): heme binding; monooxygenase activity; iron ion binding
Source: RefSeq, a predicted model, not a curated record